UCUUGCCUCCGUGUGAAGGUUAGUGGAUUCUCUUCAUCCUCACGGCCCUCACCAGUCUCCCUCUAUAUAUUUUUACGUUGCUUACUGGAUUCACAGUAAACUUCUGCCAUUCUUUGGAGUGAGCGCCGGUGUUGUUGCAGCCGUUGUAGUUUCAGGUCCAGCUUUUGAGUCUGUCUUAUUUGAAGAAAUCUAAAGUCUUGCCAAGGUCACCACUAACCAUAGCAGAGAUAUGGACGAUUUAGCACGUGCUACAAGUGUGUACCGGGCCUUAUUUCAGGCUGUGUCUUCGAAUGAUUGGUAAAAAACUAAGAGUCUCCUGGUCGCAAAUCCUGACGCAAUGACUGCAAUUAUUUCACCAUCUUGGGGAACGGUUCUUCAUGUUGCAGUUUCAACUGGGCAUUUGCACCUCGUAAAAAAGUUAAUGGAGUUGAUGACGUCCGAUGCCAUAUCCACAUGUACAAGGGCGUGUCAUAAUCCUCCCCUUAGCAUCGCCGCACGUUGUGGAUUCACAAGGAUUGCGGAGGUCCUAGUGAAAAAGAGUUCAGAUUACUUGGGAAUACCUGACCAGGAUGGUCUUAUCCCAGUUGUCACGGCUAGCCGGUAUGGAAACAAGGACACGACACGCUACCUAUAUGAGGUGACCACCAAGAAUGUACACGUCCUAACUCAGGGAGACAGCAAGAGUGGUGCUCUUCUUCUUAAUGCUGCAAUUAUUUAUGAGAUAUACGAUAUGGUUAUCGAUUUGCUUCGCCAGUCCCCAGAGUUAGCUAUUACAUAUCAUGUCAUUGGUUGGACGACCAUUCGUGUGUUGGCAACAAAGCCAAAAGCAUUUCCGAGUGGAGAACUAUACAGCCCAUGGCAACGGUGGAUCUACACAUGUGCCCCAAUCCAUAAUGAAAGAGAUAUUUUCAACCUUGACGUGGCUGACAGAAACAAGGAUCACAUUGGCAUCGGAGCUAGCCAUUGGUUGUAUGGAGUUGUUUGGGGUGCACUCAAAAUAUUAGGUAAGGAAACUACUUUUGACUUGUACAUGAUAAAGGGUUUUUACACCAACAUUUUGUUUCUAGGAUCUUUUUGAUUCUUUGAAGGCUCGGAGUCCCUAGACAUUUCCUUAGUUUCUUUUGUUUAUUUUGAUAUUUAGAUAAUUUUGGAAUUAUCUAAUUUUUAAAGAAUGAAUAUAAUUAUACCUAAGUUUACUA
Molecule: messenger RNA, 1199 nt
Organism: Macadamia integrifolia
Lineage: Eukaryota; Viridiplantae; Streptophyta; Magnoliopsida; Proteales; Proteaceae
Exons: 5
Coding region: 338-1078 (246 amino acids)
Molecular function (GO): protein binding
Source: RefSeq, a predicted model, not a curated record